This is a messenger RNA of Macrobrachium nipponense, 2294 nucleotides long. RefSeq lists its product as uncharacterized. NCBI's taxonomy places the organism in Eukaryota, Metazoa, Arthropoda, Malacostraca, Decapoda, Palaemonidae. Gene Ontology annotation, cellular component: perinuclear region of cytoplasm. The annotation marks the transcript as partial. Gene Ontology annotation, molecular function: zinc ion binding; mRNA binding. Gene Ontology annotation, biological process: oogenesis; negative regulation of translation. The transcript is spliced from 3 exons. The record is from RefSeq and is a predicted model, not a curated record.
AACAGUGAUGCCGAAGAGAGAAUCUGUCGGAAACCUGUCAGAACGUUGGAUAAUGGUCAUUCUUCCAGACCUUUUCCAACUACUCUCCCUGUCCAUCAUGAAAAUCAAGAGCUGCAGUCUUAUGUAACUGCUGGUGCUACAGUCUCUCCUGAAAUCCAUUACAAUGAGCAUUUUGACUUUGAUAUCUUGGAUGAUCAAGGGCCAAAAAACUGUAACACAACUCCAACUCAAGAUAAUGAUGCACAGUUUCUUUCUCCAGAAUAUUUUUUACAGCAUUUGAAACCAAGGUCGUCUACAAACACACCGUUGGGUGAUCAGCCUCCCCAUAAAACUGGUAAUAUUAAAUAUAUAACCUUGAUGCAGGAAUUAGCAUUGACAUAUGGAGGAAGAUUUCUGUUUGAAGAAACAACAUCUGUAAAUGAUGUGCAAUAUGGCCUCAUGGCAAAUAGCUCUCAUGGUUAUUGCGUCUUCUGCAGAAAGAAUAAUGCUCACGCCACAUUCUACAGGUCUCAUACAUUAAAGGACAUGCGUGGGGCAUGCCAGUGCCCAGUAUUGAGAACAUAUAUUUGCCCUUUGUGUAGAAGUACUGGUGAUAAUGCUCACACACUCAAGUACUGCCCAUACAAUGUUGUUACUAGAGGAGACCCAAUAUCAGCAGGUCUUCGUCCAGGUAAAGUCACAAACUGGAGGAAUGUGGCAAAAGAAUUUCUUUCGAGAAAGUGAAUUAGGGAAAUAGAGGAUUAUGUCUAACUGCUUUUGCUUAUUAUUAAAGUAAUAAUGCAAAGGGGAACUAAGAUUUUAUUUUCUGUUUAAUGCAUCAUUGAAGAGCUUUGUAAUUGCUCUAGGCUAUGAAGGGUAUAUUAUAUCAGAAAAGUUGGGAAAGAGGCUCAUCUUGCAUCAGUGACAUUUUAUUAUUUUGGUGAUAUUUCCAUGCAGGUAUACUUGAAUCUGGAGAACUGAAAAGUUAUAGAACAUUAAUCUGUAUUGUCCAAAUUCAUUACUGCAUGUGGCAAUAUUCAUUUACUUAUUCACAUAUUUAUUUAUGGAUGUAUUUAUUUCCCCUGUAAUUUAUAUUUUUAAACUUCCAAAAUCAUUUUAGGUUUCUUCAAAGAACAAUAUAUAUAUAUAUAUGAUGUUAUUCUUAGGAACUAUUUUAUAGAAUGCACAAUGAGCAGUUAUUUGUUGAUGAAUACAAAUGCAUUUAUACCUGUGGUAUAUUAAAUGCAGCGUAGCAUGUCAAGUUCUAUAGAUUAUGUUGAAGGGUUACAGCUAAAAAAUAGCUGUUCAGCUUUUAUAACUUGGUGAUUUACUCCAUUUGAGUAAUGUUUAAAGGAAUGUGUAAAUUCAAAAGAAAAAUGUAAUGUUCUAAAUACUUUUGAAAUUUAAACUAAGCCAUAUUUCAUACCAUCCUCAUGUAUAAAUUUUGGCAGAUCAUUUUAUCUACGAAAAGGAAAUUAUUUUUAGAGGUAGGUCUUCAGUAACUACCAGUAGAAAAACAAGGCUAUUGGUAUUUUUAGAGGUAGGUCUUCAGUAACUUUACCAGUAGAAAAACAAGGCUAUUGGUAGAGAUACCAUGACAUUUUGCCAUUCUUAUCCUUUUCAAUAGUUUUUUAAAAAUUGUUGUUACUGAUGCCGUUGAUUAUCUAGAUAUUUUACUCUGUAAGAAUCUCCCGAGUGUUGUAAUCCAGUAUUUUUUUAUUGUAAUAUUCAGUUGAAGUCAUAUUUUCUCCAAGACUAAUUACCUACCUACUUGUGUAACAUCGUUUAAACAGUAGUGAAUGGUUUUGGUUUCUCCUUGUGGGGGAGAGUUGUAAACUUUCAUUCAGGCGACAAAGAGUAUUUUUAUGGAUGUCAAUGAUUUGGUCAGUUCAUAUUUUUGUUGUUCCUUGAGGUAAAGCAUUUUCUGCCUUUGGUUAUUUUUCUCUGGCAGACUUAGUCUUGGAAUGGUACACAUUCUACAUGUUUGAAAUUCCCUACUGUGGAAAUUUUACAUUCAAAUCAAGAAUGUUAUAUAAAAUGAUAAAAUCUACAUAAAUAUGACCAAAAAGCACAAUGUUCUAGAAAAGAAAAAGAAAUUUUUGAACUGUCACGAGUGAGAAGAUACAAACUUUUAACUUGACCUUUUUCAUACUAUCCUGUUUUGCAUGUUAGUGGACCAAUAUGUCAUUUUUACUUGAAAGUUGAUCUAAAUACUUUCACAGUUUUGUAUUUUUUAAUCCAUUUUGUAUUGAUGUCAAAGACUUAAUAUAUAGAAACAUUUUUAUUUGUGGAAAUAUAUUUUCAUAGAGCUGGCA